AUGGCGCGUGCGGCGGGGUGGUGGGCGCCCGUCGUUUGGAGGGCUUGCAACUUGCUCAUGGCCGCCUUCUUCGCGCUGGCGGCCUUUGUGCAGGUAAAUGAUCCAGAUGCAGAGCUGUGGAUGGUGGUAUACACGAUACCUGCAGGGCUGACCUUGCUUGUUGGACUUAACCCUUUUGUCACAGGUAACUUUAUUUGGAAGAGCGUCUCCACAAUACACAUACUCUUUUGUAUCAUGUGGGCUCUUAGCUUGGGAUCCUCCCUCUUGCUUCAUGCACAGCAGAGCAUCUUACAUGAGGAAGAAGGCAGGGAGUUGUUUGGUCUGGUGAUUAUAGCUGCAUGGAUGAGCCUAUGCUGUAGUUCAUCAAAGACUCCAGUUGCUGGAAGAACUCAGUUGACCAUUGCUGUUACAAUCUCUCUUUUACCAUUCAUAUCCUGGGUCUAUAUAUAUGUAAAUGAAGAGAUGCGAUCCUCCUGGCCUACUCACUGCAAGACAGUAAUUUAA
This is a messenger RNA of Elephantulus edwardii (Cape elephant shrew), 504 nucleotides long. RefSeq names its product transmembrane protein 220 (gene TMEM220). Lineage: Eukaryota; Metazoa; Chordata; Mammalia; Macroscelidea; Macroscelididae. The transcript has 6 exons. The record is from RefSeq and is a predicted model, not a curated record. Bases 1 to 504 code for a protein of 167 amino acids.